Molecule: messenger RNA, 5271 nt
Organism: Arctia plantaginis
Lineage: Eukaryota; Metazoa; Arthropoda; Insecta; Lepidoptera; Erebidae
Source: the annotation of a GenBank genome assembly
AUGCGCACGCAUGUAUGUUGUACCGCGCAACUCUCCGAGGCGCUCGAGUGGCGCGCAAAGCCUCGCGCCGCGGGCAUAGCACCGCAGCACGCGGCGGGCCCGCGCACCGGUCGCGGCCUGCCGCCGCCCGCCAUGGCUGACAUGCCGGACCUCUCGCACCUCACGCCCGAAGAGCGCGCGAUCAUCGAGGGUGUCAUGAUGCGCCAACGGCAGGAGGAACAACGUGAACAUGAGAUCAUGAGACGCAAGCAAGAUGAAGUUGCAGUGCUCGAGCAAACCAUUCGAACGAGGAAUGAAAUGCACCGCGCUGCGGGCGUAGAACUAGCAGCCACUUGUCACAUCUGUUUAAAGACUAAAUUCGCUGACGGUGUCGGGCACUCGUGUCAUUAUUGUCGAGUGAGGUGCUGCGCUCGAUGUGGAGGCAAAGUUACACUUCGCUCUAAUAAGGUAAUAUGGGCAUGUAUAUUGUGCCGUAAAAAACAGGAGCUUUUGUCUAAAACUGGACAAUGGAUCAACAAAAGUACUGGCCAAGAUUCAAUGUUAUGGCAAAUGGAGAACGACCUGCGGGGCUUGCCACAGCCUGAUGUUGCUUUAGAUAAAAGACCGAAACUAGAACGGGCGCACAGUGCAGCAGAAAAAGAAAAUCUGCCACUUCAGAGAACAGGCAGUGCUCUGCGACGGCAGUAUAGUCAGCAAGAUCAAAGAUGUUACGGGGAGCUGGACGGAUUGACGAGAGCCCAUCCACAUUUAAGUCACUCGCGGCAAAAGGCUACCUAUGGUGUGGUAGACUCGGUGCCUCCGCCUGCCCAGCAUCUUUUGCCACACACACCGGCGUCACAUCCUGCUUUACCUCCCCGGUCUUCCUCUUCAGAUGAUGAGGUCCCAGAGUGCGUUUCUGAUGAGAAUGACGAGUAUCGCGACCGCAGACAACUAGAGGCAUGUGCUCCAGUCCGGCACCCGCAUCUUCGUAGCGCCAACGUGGCUGCCAACAAUUAUUACAAUUUGCUUAAUCAUUCGCCGGCCGCUUAUGAGGCAGAGGCACGCGCUCCAUUUGAUGUGGCAAGAACUGGACCAUCAGGCGGACGCAGUUUCGAUUCUGUGACCGAUUGCCGGUGGCGGGCUCGCGACGACGGCGAGGGUUCAUACUUACGCCCGUACGCCCCAGACGAGGGCCCGCGCCCCGAUCGAGAGGUGUAUAAGAGUGCCUAUUUAUGGGAAGACUCCUCAGACAAUAGACGAUUCACCGAGAGGAGAAAAAAGACCGUUCGUUUUGACGGCCACGAGGGCGCAGCGACGUUCCCGCGCGGAGGACGUGACGCGUCAGGCGCGCCGAACGACUGGGCCUCGUUGCGGUGGGAAUCAGAACGCCAGACCAGUCAGGACUCCGCCACCAAAGACUCGGGCAUCGAUACCUCUAGCACCUUCACAUCGAGUGAAGAUUCUAACAGAGGCGAUUGCCCAAAGUUUCCGCUGAGCUGGCAGGUAUCUGCCGACGGAAGCCGCAUGAUUGGUCAUAUGGUGUUACGCAAAACUAUCGUCGAAGGUAGUUCACACUCCUCUGCCGCUAUACUCGGACUGAAAGUAGUGGGUGGGAAACUAUUAUCCGAUGGCACACGUGGGGCAGUCGUUGAAAAAGUUAAAAAAGGAUCUAUUGCUGAUUUAGAAGGUCAGCUUCGAAUAGGUGAUGAAGUAUUGCAAUGGAAUGGGGUCCCACUUCAAGGUCGCAGUGCAGAGGAGGUUGCUACAGUGGUGGCGGAUAGUAAACAUGACUCUCACGUAGAACUGGUUGUGUCGCGUCCGCUUGCUGCGUCUCGGCCUCCAGCUCAACCCUGGAGAACUCACAAAGAAGUGUACACGGAAGUGAUAGGUGGUUGCGAGAAACCGAGCGUAUUGGUGACGUCACCAGGGUCGCCAGACAUGCACUCGCGGCGACGUCCUCCACGCCACAGUCAUCACAAUGCGAAUGUAGCAGGACGGAUACAGCUCAAAAUAUACUUCGACAUCUCGGCUCUCCAACUCUUGGUGACUGUCGUGUCAGCCAGUGGACUAACACCGAGGGCUGACGGAUCCCCCCGCUGUCCUUACGCAAAAAUAUUCCUUCUACCAGACAAGAGUGAGAAGAGUAAACGGCGAACUAAAACAUUGGCCAACACACUGGAACCGCGAUGGAAUCAGACUUUUGUGUAUUGUGGAAUUCGUAUCACAGAUAUAAAGAAGAGGACACUAGAGGUCACCGUUUGGGAUUUAAAUCGGUAUGGUCCUAACGAUUUCCUUGGAGAGGUUCUACUCGAUUUAGACAACGUUGUGAUGAACCACGAACCAAACUGGUACACGUUGAAGCCCCAUGAGGAAUCUGGUAGUUUUAGCAGAUACCGUGAAGAUGAAGCCGACGGUGAACACUUAUCCCCACCAUCGACUUCAACAUCGCGUCUUUCAGACUCAGAUACACCAAGCGAAUGUGAUCUACGACGUCAUCACUCCCUCUCCAGCCUAGCUUCCAGCUCCAGCCCCCCGCUACCACAUGAGAGAUCGGAUAUGGAAGGAGUUCGGUCUAGUCGUCGGGAUAUGUCACCAGCGGGUCGAGUGCGAACCUCCGGGAUGUCCAGAGAACGUAGUACGGGCCACAGCGUGGCGCGGUCUCAGUCAGCGGCUGGUGUUGCCAGGCCAAACCGUGCUCGCAGCAAGUCCCCGCGACGAUCUCUAUCACCGCCCAACGAUCGUGACUGGCGCUAUGCAGUGAACGAGGAGCGAGGUAACGACGCAACUCGUUUACCGACGCAUGCGUACGCGCCGCGGUUUCAGUCACGAUCGGCUACUGCCACACCUACCACCAGCCCCAAAAAAAGACAAUUACCGCAAAUACCCCACCAGAGUGCCCAGAGAGCUGUCCGAGCUCAAGUAUCGGCGGACCUGGAGGAACGUAAGUGGAUCGCCCCUCAUCACAUUGGCGCCACACUCAUGUACCGCAGCACGCCACAAGGUUGGGAACGACACUACGCGGGCUUAUCAGACUCAGAGCUGGCAGCCCGGAGUGGUGGUGGUUGGGCACCGAGACGUCGGUUGUCUCCAGACGCCACAGCCGCUGACUCGGAUCUUGAAUCCGUAGGAUCAGUUACUUCUAGCGCCUUCAGUACGCAAUCUGAGCGACCAAGGCCGACCAGAAUGCUAAGCCGGAGACGGAUCCUCCCUCCUCAUAACACAUAUUCCUCUUGUGAUAGUGCUACCCCUAACCCUGAUUCUUACCAUCGAGUGCGUUGUACUAAUCGUACCUUUCACCGUGUAUUACCGUGUAUUUCUAUACCGGCGGGUGUGGAGCGCGCGGUUAGACGUCGGCUCCGAUCUCGAACCGACUCUCAUCAAGUGGCAACUGUAGACUCAAGAGAAAAUAAAGAAAAAAUAUCACAAUAUCGGGGUUAUGAGAGUGAAAGUAGUGACGCUGAAACUACAAUUCAUGUAAGUAUCGAAAAGGGAAAUAGUUUGGACAUUGAGUCUUCAAAGAUACACAAAAGUCAGUUCAUUGAUAAAGCUGAUUUAAGUCCUGAUCAUUGUAACAUCACGGAGGAAGUUAGGUCUACAAAACUAGAAAGGAAAAAAACUUUGUCUUUAAAUUUGAAAACUAAUUACGAGUCUAAAAAUAUUAUCCAAACACAAUCUUUGGAUGUCCAUGAAAGUAAAAAGACAGUAUUUACUUCCAAGAAUGAGAAUAAUGAACAUCCUUACAGGCGAAAUUCUGACUCUUUAAUAAAAUCUUCACCACCAUUUACACCUGACCCGAUAAAAAGUAUGUUUAAAAGAAUGAGAAUUAGUUCAAAAGAUCACGCAAAUAAAACUUCAAAUGAAACAAUCCAAAAAAAGCAGGGUGAAGACAGUAAUUUAAACAAAAUUGGUAACACUGUUAGUAUAAACGAAGUUCUAACCUUUCAAGAAUAUCGAGUACCAAAUUCCAUUUUCCCUCAGUCCAGUAUAGAUCUCUCAAUAAGAAAACCUUUGUCAUCUAUCAUUGAAAAAGCUCGACUCCGCACAUAUUCUUUAGCAGCGACUGAUCAUUUAGAUCGUGAGUUUUGUAUUAUGGCUAAUUCUUUGUCUGUUGCUUUUUCUGCCCCGAACCUGCGCUCGUCCCGUCGUGUGCUCACUCCUGUCGCCUCAUAUCUACCACUUGGUGACACUCAUCAAAACAUUCACGAUGCACCGAUGGAACUCUCCUCUUCUGACAAUUCGGUUUCCUGCGGUCGGUCCAAAUCAAUAAAAUGUGCAUCGCCACAAAAUCAUAAUAAAUUUGAUGCAACUGAUAUGGAACCUGCACAAACGAGGGAAACUGGAAAACCUACCAACUGGAGUUCAAAACGUAGUAAUGACUAUGGUGGACGUGAAAAUGGCCGCAGCAACCAGCCACAGCCUUUGGAAAGACGAGAGUCACGUCGAGGUCCAUUCACGAGAAGUUUAAGUAAUGCGGAUGUCCCGCCGGACGAAAAAGCAGAUGGGAGCCUCAGUGAUACUGCUCUUGGAGGCACGAGCGAGCUAGAACCGGCUUCUGACGACGUGCUACUUAAAGCGGAACCUCGUGACUACUUUGGUUCUGGCAUGGGCAAAAAAAGCAACUCUACAUCGCAAUUAUCAGCGACAGGACGAAAACGGAGAUUAGGUUUUGGCAAACGUGGCAAAAAUUCAUUUACGGUGCAACGCAGCGAAGAGGUGGGGCCUGGUGAAAUACGCGGAGGUGUAAGUGGAGUGUCCCGGACCUCAUCCGCCUCCAGUGAGAACGACGAGGACAGAUGGUCUCCUGGUAUGAGAGGUUCUGGCUCUUCAGAUGGUGGUGGCCUAUCGGAUUUUAUAGAUGGCUUAGGACCAGGGCAACUGGUUGGAAGACAACUACUGGGUGCGCCUACUUUAGGCGACGUACAGCUGUCAAUGUGCUACCAGAAAGGAUUCCUCGAGGUAGAGGUAAUCCGUGCCCGUGGCUUACAAGCCAGACAAGGCAGUCGGACUCUGCCUGCACCUUACGUUAAGGUAUACCUUGUAAGCGGGAAACGGUGUAUCGCCAAGGCGAAAACUACAACGGCGCGCCGAACCCUGGAUCCCCUCUACCAGCAAACGCUAACCUUUAGAGAAAACUUUAAAGGUUGCGUUUUACAGGUGACAGUAUGGGGAGAUUAUGGACGAAUAGAGGGUAAAAAAGUGUUUAUGGGCGUGGCACAGAUCAUGCUCGAUGACUUGAACCUCUCAAAUAUCGUCAUAGGAUGGUACAAACUCUUUGGAACUACUUCUUUGUAA